UGGGAAAGAGUACCUCAAAGAAGAAAAUGAAUCUGGUGCCUCGUCUUCACGAAAGGAAGAAAGUGUUCACAAGUGGUGCCAGCAAGCCUUGGUAAACUAUCAAGUCAGGGAUGAAAUUCCUUGGAUCCGCCAGCACGCACAGUCUUCAACAUCCGUAGUAUUUUUGGGACCCAACUGCCCGUUAUUCUGCAUAAGGUCACAUGUGAUGCCUGGUUGGACGCCUGGUUGGAGAGACAUUAAAAACUACAGUGCUGCUAUUGUCAAGACAUUACAAAUUAGAGUAUUAAUGGACAUGAUGUUCUGUAGUUUUUAUUCAUUUCAUGUUACGUUUUUGUUAUGAAACAGAAUUUUAAGUUCUCCGAUUUGUGUAAAAGUGAAGUGUUAAGUAAGUUUUGUCAUUUCCUUCUAUUGUCAUUACAAAUUAGAGUAUUACUGGACAUGAUGUUUUGUAGCUUUUAUUCCCUUCAUGCCACGUUUUUGUUAUGAAACAAAAUUUUAAGCUCUCCGAUUU
Molecule: messenger RNA, 511 nt
Organism: Cuscuta epithymum
Lineage: Eukaryota; Viridiplantae; Streptophyta; Magnoliopsida; Solanales; Convolvulaceae
Source: the annotation of a GenBank genome assembly